AUGGCGAUCGUGCUACGCUUCUGCUACUCUCAGAUCCUCAAACUGCACUUGCUACUGCUGCACAACCACCACCGGCUGCUGUUUACCUCACUGCUGAUCGGCCUCACCACGGCCAGCGCCCACUGGCAGUCGCUACGUCAUCCCGCUCUGUUGACGCGUUUCCACGAAAAUCUACGUGCUUUCCCGCUGGAAAUCUCAAUCGGUGCACUCGCCCUACUGUCCAUCAGCACCCUGCUAUCGUACGGACUGUACCGGCACCAUCUCAACGGGAACGAACGUCGAGCGCGAACAGCGAUCCGACAACGCUACGUCGACUACAUCGUCCUGUGUCUGAUGGUGAACGUGGCCAACGCAUCCCGCCAACACCUGGCCUGCCCCGACAAGGAAGGACUCGCGCUGCCCCAACUCGAAGCCUACCGGCGUGACGUCGAGGCCGCCAUCAUUCGCUUCCGAACCGGUGCCCGAAAGCUGCUACAGGAGCCCCCGCUGAUGUUCGGAUCUCCACGCGACUUCCUCGAACGCUACUUCCGGCUGGACGAUGAACGCUUCGGUGUGGAGAUCCUUACGCUGAAACGAGACACCCAAUCGCUGAUGAACGUACCGGCCAUCAAAGCACUGCUCGAUCGCUAG
Anopheles nili is the source of this 630-nucleotide messenger RNA. RefSeq lists its product as uncharacterized. Bases 1 to 630 code for a protein of 209 amino acids. The transcript is spliced from 2 exons. The record is from RefSeq and is a predicted model, not a curated record. Lineage: Eukaryota; Metazoa; Arthropoda; Insecta; Diptera; Culicidae.